AUGGCUUAUCCUAUGAUUACACGGCCAGUAUUGAGGCAAUGUUUGGCAAAGCCUCACAAACCACAAUAUCGCGGAGGAAUCAUUGUAAACCCGGAACUAAAUCUUGGCGUGAAAGGAUGGUCUACUUUCGGCAAUGCAAAAAUACAACACCGAGAAUCAGAAGGCAACAAAUUCAUUGUGGCUCAUGGUAGAAACCAGCCACAUGACAGUAUUUCGCAGAAGACGUACUUGCAAAGAAGCAAGCUCUACACGUUCUCUGCUUGGAUCCAAGUGAGCAGCAGUAGUGCUCCGGUAUCAGCAAUUUUCAAGACAAGUAGCGGAUUUGUACAUGUUGGUGCAAUUGUAGCUGAAUCCGGUUGCUGGUCCAUGCUCAAGGGUGGCUUAACCGUCAAUGCCUCAGGUCCUGCCGAGCUCUACUUCGAGAGCAAGAACACAUCUGUUGAGAUAUUUGUUGAUAGCAUCUCCUUACAACCAUUCACUGAGAAGCAGUGGAAUUCUCAUCAACAACAAAGCAUUGAGAAGGUUCGUAAGACGAAUGUUAGAAUUCAAGCGGUCACCGAGCAAGGAAAUCCACUGGAAAAUGCAACAAUCAUCAUCCAACAAAAGGCUCCAGGCUUCCCUUUCGGUGUUGCAAUCAACAAGAACAUCCUCACCAACACAGCCUACCAAAACUGGUUCACUUCAAAGCCUUUCAAAGUCACAACGUUUGAAGACGAAAUGAAAUGGUACACCACGGAGCCUUCUCAGGGCCAAGAGGACUACUCCGCUGCUGAUGCCUUGGUUCAGUUUGCAAAGCAACACCAGAUUGCAGUCCGCGGCCACAAUGUGUUCUGGGAGGAUCCUCAUUACCAGGCCGGUUGGCUUAACUCGCUCUCUGGCCAACAAUUCUCCGAUGCCGCUAACAAGAGGCUCAAUUCUAUUAUGGGGCGAUACAAGGGACAAGUCAUUGCUUGGGAUGUUAGUAACGAAAAUUUGCAUUUUAACUUCUUUGAGAGUAAGAUGGGUGCAACUGCGUCUGCUGAAUUUUACAAUUGGGCUAGUAAAGCUGAUGAUACAGCCACAUUAUUCUUGAAUGAUUACAAUACCAUUGAGGAGAGUGGAGAUAAAGAUUCGAUUCCUGCUAAGUACCUUCAGAAGCUGAGAGACAUAAAAGGGUUUCCCGGCAACAGUAAUGCAAAGAUGGCGAUUGGUCUCGAGUCACAUUUCCAGACUCCUAACAUUCCUUACAUAAGAUCUUCUAUUGAUACUCUUGCUGGUGCAAAUGUGCCAAUUUGGAUUACAGAAUUGGACGUCGUUAGUGGUCCCAAUCAGGCAUCAUACUUGGAGCAGAUUCUAAGGGAGGUGCAUUCUCACCCUAAGAUUCAAGGCAUUGUGAUUUGGGCUGCAUGGAAACCUUCAGGAUGCUACAGAAUGUGUUUGACGGAUAACAAUUUCAAGAACUUGCCCACCGGCGAUGUUGUUGACAAGCUCACAAGUGAGUUCGGUUUGACUUCGGGCUUAGCUUCUGGCACGACGAACGCUAAUGGUUUCUUCGAGGCCUCGCUUUUCCACGGCGAUUACGAAGUGAAAAUUACUCACCCCUUGGUCGACUCCCCCUUCGUUCGGGGUUUGAAUGUGGCACCAACUACUGAGUCCCAGCAACAAUUGCACGUCCAACUUAAUGCCUGAAGAAUUGUUACGUUUUCUCUUGUUUUUGUAAGCAAUUUUGGGUCUGAAAGGUGCAAAAGAAAGACAAAAACAGAGGUAUUUUAGAAUACCUCAUUUUGUUGCAAUUAUUUUCUUAUUUUCUUCUUCUGGUGCCAGUCGAACUGUUGACCCGGUGGGCUUCUUGUGAACACAAAGCCACUAGGCUACAGAGAGACUGGCUGUGUUUGUG
Molecule: messenger RNA, 1876 nt
Organism: Pyrus x bretschneideri (Chinese white pear)
Lineage: Eukaryota; Viridiplantae; Streptophyta; Magnoliopsida; Rosales; Rosaceae
Product: endo-1,4-beta-xylanase 5-like
Exons: 6
Coding region: 1-1668 (555 amino acids)
Biological process (GO): carbohydrate metabolic process
Molecular function (GO): hydrolase activity, hydrolyzing O-glycosyl compounds
Source: RefSeq, a predicted model, not a curated record